AUUCAGUUUACCAAACGCAUUCGAACGAAUCAGGUCCUGUGGAAGUGCAAUGGCAAUGGCAUCCAUUACGAUUAUUCCGAUUUUGUUGAUCUUGAUUGAGUCAGCUCUGGCAGCUCCAACAUGGUAUCAUCAAGAAUCAUGGAACUACGCUCCUGAGCUAACUUACAAGGAUUAUCUGAAAAAGGUAGGAGCGUAUCCGAGAAUUUUCCGGUACGGAACUCGAGCGGAUCCGGUAUACAGAGGAGAUUACAAUAAUUGGUUCAAUCCGUAUCCCGAUAAUCAACCCGCGCAAGUGCCCGUUCAGUACAGUGAAAAUAGUUGGGGCCAGAACGAUUGGAACCGACCCGGUUACAUACAGUACAAUGAUGAAUAUGAACGGCAUGCCCAGCAGCAAGCUCAGCAAAUGGAAAAAGAUGUGGCGGAAAUACUGUGGCAAUGGUGAUUUUAUAUGUAAUUAGUGUAUGUGAGACAAUAAUUCACUUGUACAGAUAUUAAACUCAAUCGAUUAUUUAUUUAAAUUUUUAUUUUCUUAUAAUACAACUAAUACAAAUAAAUAAAAAUAUUAUUUGAUC
Armigeres subalbatus is the source of this 572-nucleotide messenger RNA. RefSeq lists its product as uncharacterized. The transcript is spliced from 2 exons. The coding region runs from base 50 to 442 and encodes 130 amino acids. The record is from RefSeq and is a predicted model, not a curated record. Lineage: Eukaryota; Metazoa; Arthropoda; Insecta; Diptera; Culicidae.